This is a messenger RNA of Stylonychia lemnae, 2943 nucleotides long. Lineage: Eukaryota; Ciliophora; Spirotrichea; Sporadotrichida; Oxytrichidae. The record is from the annotation of a GenBank genome assembly.
AUGUAACAGAACCAUAAUUAGUAUGAAAAUGCAAGGUUUUAGCAGGAACCUUAAUAUGAUGAGUCAAAUAUUUCCCCAAAUCUGGAGGAAAUCGAAGAGUAUGCAAAAUUUUUGGGCAUGGACCCUGUUGAGGACUAAGAAUUCUUAUAUAUAGCCAAAUAAGGACUUCUAGAGCCACUUCCUUAUCCUUGGGAAAUGAUUAAAGGAGAGAAUGAUAUAAUGAUCUAUGUCAAUACAUAGACAUAAGAGGAAUAAGACUAGCAUCCUCUUGAUGAUAAGUACAGGUAAUGGUUUCAAACUGAGAAGCAAAGGAAGAUUGCUAUGAUCUAGUAUCAUUAAAUGCAGCAAUAGCAUAUAGUUAAUUAGUAGUAGUAACAUUAGUAGCAGAUGCUAUAUACUCCAUUGCAAUAAAGUCUGAAUCAAAGCCCAUAUAUACCCUCCUCAAUGAUUCAUCAAUAAUAGCUGCCAUAGUAAAUGUUUGGAGUGAGCAGCUUUCCAAAUCAAAUCUAUUAAGAUCCAAACUAACAAUAAAAUAUAAAUAUGCUAAUGAUGGAUGAAAAUGAUUCUGCGAUAGUGUUUGAUGAAAGAUAAAUUAUAAAUCAAUACAAUCAGCAUGAUUUUGAAACAUUCAAUCCUACUUAAGACACCAGAGCUAUGCAGAAUUUGGCUUAUUAGCAGCAACUAUUGAAUAGUAGCAUGCCACCUAACCUUCAAUUAAUGAGUUAAGGCAAUCCUUAAUGGCAGUAAGCUAACAUUCUGGCUUCUUAAAACUUCAAUAAUCUAAGAGACAUCUCAGUCAAUACAUCAUUUCAGACUGAAAUCAAUAACUUUGUAAAUACUAUCAACUAGUAAUAUUUGUAAGAAUUAAAAAAGUAAAAGGAAUAAUACUUACAUAAUAAAAUAAAUCUUCUCAAAGAAUUUUAGGAUUAGAAGCUACAACAAAGAUAGCAAUAGAGUAGAGAUAAACAAAAGCAUAUUCAAAAUGAGAUGAAUAAACUUAGAGAAGAAUCAAUCAUAACUAUUUAGCAAAAACUUCAAGAACAUCAAGAUCUUUUGAGGGCCUAAAUGCAAAGGAAAAUUGUUUAAGAUGAAGAUCAUAGUGUCAAUGAGGUAAUGGCAUUACAAAGACAAAAAAUCAAUAGAAAAUAUGAAUAAAACAUUCGGUACGAAAGAGAUUAACUAGAAACAUUGCACAAUCUGGAAAUUCAAAGAUUCAAGCUUCAGUAUUAAUAAAAACUAAGUCUCUAAAAAUAAAAAAUUUAAUUGCAGUAUGAAGAAGACAACUAAAAUGGAGCAGUUCCCUCUGAUAAUUAUUACUCCUAAGUCAGAGAACUUGAGGAAAUGAGAUUAAGAUUAGAUGAAGAAGUUGACGAUUUAAGAGAUAGGAAAAAACUAGAAAUCAAUGAUGAAAUUACAUUCAUGAGAAAAUAAUAUGAUGCUAUGAGGGAGAGAGAGCAACAGAGAAUUGAAAAGCACUAUUAAAUUCUGUUUAAGGAAGAGGAUUUGGUACAAUAACAAUUCUAUGAUGAUUUAUUCGCGAAGAAGGAAGCCUUUAAACUUGAACUUAAAGAUAAAAAUGAGAAGAAAAUUGAAUUGGAAAUGAAAAAAUUACAUUUGGAGUUUAAAGACUAAGCUAACUAGAUUAAGAUAAGAUCAGAUAGAUAAUACAAUCAGAAUUUAUUACAAAUUAAGAAUAAUUAUGAGCUAUCGUCAUAAUAAUCUAAGAAUAGUAUGUAGAUUUAGCAUUAUAGAGAUUCUCAUAUUAAUAGUAGCGAUAAAUAUAAGAUCUAGAAGGAAAAUGAAUUGAAAUUAAAAAAAGAGGAGAUAGAUAAGGAAGUGAAUGGUUUAAUUAGAGAUUUAAACAAACAAAAUACAAUAGAGUUCAAUGAAAUGAGUCAAAAUUAAAAGAUACUGAAGGAAUUAGAGAGUCUUAAGAAAGAACUAAAAGAUAAAAGACAGAAAAAGAUAAAUUUAGAGCAUGACAUAGAGCACGAAUAACUGAUGAGAUAAAAAAUUUCGACCAAGUUUGAGUUAUUAAAGGUUUAGAUAGGAAUGAAUGAGAAGUUAAAAGGUAGUGAAAAUGAGAAGCAUCAUAAACAGGUUCUAUAGGAGAAAGAGCAAGAACUGAAGAAUAUACUAAAUGAUAUUGAGAGAAUCAAAGAAUUUAAGGUAAUGGCUUCUGGAUAAAAAGGAGAUAGAGAUACUUUGUAUUAGGAAAUAAAAGACAUCAAAGAAUUUAUCAGAGCUUAGCCUGUGAGUAAAGUCAGCGAUGAGAUAAAUCCUUAAUUAGAGAUUUCAGAGCUAAGGACUGUAAUACCAAGGGAGAUAAACAAAGUCGAAGAGUAAAUAUCUCAAUUAAAAGAAGAAAAGGAGACUAUGAAUGAACUAUUAAAGAUUGUUGGGAACGACUUAAUGACAGGAAUAGACUCAGAGAUAGAUGUUACAGAUAGAAAAAAGUACAAAGCUUGGGGCAUUGUCACAGAUUUCAGAGUUAACAUUGAAAACUAAAAGCCUAAAAUUUAAAAUGACAUUUAUAAGAUAGAGAAACAGAUUGAUUAACUUGAAGGCUCGCUAAAUUUGCUUUUGAAGUUAAAGUAAAGGGUUGAGACAGCAUAGAGCAUGCUAAAAGUAAAAGAUAAAUAAGAGCAGCUUAAUGAUGAUGUGAGGUAGUUUAGACGAGAGAUGGAAAGUUACAUAAGAUAAAUUUGGGCCAUAAAGCAAUCUAAAGCUUAAAAUGAUAGUCUUGAUAUUAUUCCAACUAGAGACUAUGGAAUAGUUGGAGAGAGAAACAGAAUUGCCAGAGAAAUUAUGUUAGACCAUGGUAAUUACCAAUCAUAUAGAGCAAAGAAAUAUGCUGGUUCUAAAUCAAAGGCUUCAGAUAUAUUAAGCUAGCAUAACUAUUGGAUGUAGAAAAAUUUUAGACCUUUAUCAAUUAAGAUUUGA